Parascedosporium putredinis is the source of this 1002-nucleotide messenger RNA. The record is from the annotation of a GenBank genome assembly. Lineage: Eukaryota; Fungi; Ascomycota; Sordariomycetes; Microascales; Microascaceae.
AUGGCACCACCGGCGGAGAUCUCCAUUCCCUCGACCAUCGUCUCCACGGCCGAGUCGAAACCCUUUACCCUGUACAACAUCACUCUCCGCCUCCCCUCCGCUCCCCUCACCUCUCAGGUAGGCGCACCGCCUCCAACUCCUCUUCCGUCCAAAUCAUGGCUCAAGUCGACCAUCUCCUCGCCCGAGCUUACCGAGCUCCGCCGCCAGGGCCUCGAGGCCUACCUCCGCGCCAUUGCAGAAUCCCCGAUAGACGGUGGCGAGAUACGACAACCCGGCAUGAUUGGUACGGCGGCCGUCGGGGCCGCGGACCCGACCAUGUGGUUGGACAUGCACAGGGAGAUGAAGGCCUGCCUCCACUCGGCGCAGAGCCACCUUACGAAGCGGGACGGCGCAUACGAUGCUCACAAUACCUCGACCGCGGCAGAGGCAGGCGCCGCGGCAAAGAGAGAGCUCGUCAAAGCAGGCACAUUACUAGCCAGCCUCUCCGACGGGCUGCGGACUAUACAGGAGAGCAGCCGGUUGGGUGACGGGGAGGUGAGGCGGCGGCGGGAUCUGCUCGGCGCAGCGAGGGUGGAGAGGGACGGUCUAGAGCGAUUGAGUAACACGAUAUCGCCGUCGCAGACUGCCAUGAGGAGUGGCGGACGUGACGGUCCGUCUUGGGGCGGCGACAAGGCGUCCUUGCUCUCGGGGGCCUCGACGUCCUCGUCUAGCAGGAGUGCGACGCGGCCGGGCGGUCGCGUAAUCGGCGCGCCGCUACCCGAAACCGAUCAGACGCGGGAGCUCGACAACACGCAGCUCCUGUCCCUCCAGAAGCGGGUGCUCACCGAGCAGGACCAAAACGUCGAUCAGCUCACGGCCAUUGUCCGCCGGCAAAAGGAAAUUGGGCUCGCCAUCAAGGACGAGGUGGACCGGCAAACGGAGAUGCUGGACAUGAUGAACGACGACGUGGACCGCGUGGGCAACAAGAUCAAGGUUGCCAAGAACCGGACGAGAAACCUCUGA